AUGUUCGUCUUCGGCGACGACUUUGUCGACAACGGCAACGUUCCCAACAUCGUCGGUGAGAAGACGUCGCGGCAGUGGAGCUACCCGUACGGCUCUUAUCGCAGCUCCAAUUGGUCUGGCGCUCCUGUUCCAACAGGACGCUUCUCCAACUACCGGAUGCAAUCAGAUUUUAUCGUGCAGCUGGAGCCUUACCUGAAGAGGAUAGCAGAUACCAAGGAGAAGGAGGAGAUGGUAGGCAUGGUGGAUCCCUGGGAGGCCAGGGGAGAUGGCGAAGCGUACUACCGGUACAUGGGCUCCCUCACCACGCCGGCGUGCGAUGAGGGGGUCAUCUGGACCGUCAUCAAGAGGGUUGCCACCGUGUCGACUCACCAACUGAAGCUUCUCACCGACGCUGUCCAUGAUGGCUUUGAGAUGAACGCGAGACCCCUUCGGAAGGUGAACAGAAGAGAUAUCAACUUUUUCUGCCCUGAUGAUCACCAUGAGCGCUAUUACGCUGCCGCUGAUCAGUAAUUAGGUUCAAACUUCAGGCAGCCUGAGGGAUAGACAUCAUGCGUGUUAAUUUUUCGGAAACCACGACGAAGAACCAUUGAUUCGAUGGAGCAUUGCAAUGAUGGUGACUCUGCAGCAAGCGGAGAUGUUCAUAGUCUCGGCACGUUUGUUAAUUCCAUUGUAAAGUCGAAGUCACAGA
Triticum dicoccoides is the source of this 688-nucleotide messenger RNA. Its product is annotated as alpha carbonic anhydrase 8-like. The record is from RefSeq and is a predicted model, not a curated record. The transcript is spliced from 5 exons. Gene Ontology annotation, biological process: one-carbon metabolic process. Lineage: Eukaryota; Viridiplantae; Streptophyta; Magnoliopsida; Poales; Poaceae. Gene Ontology annotation, molecular function: carbonate dehydratase activity; zinc ion binding. The coding region runs from base 1 to 510 and encodes 169 amino acids.